CUUCCGCGAAAACGGCGAGGAACCUUGGAAAUCACCACCACAUCCUUUUCUACCUCUUUCCACUCUCCCUGCCGCAGAACAAUGUGUCACAAUCCCAGUCACCUGUCGACCAUGUACUUUUCGCGAACAAAAGUCAGGUAGCUCCCGACAUGAACCACUGAUUCAUUAUCCAAAUUAUGUGUGGCCUACUCAGUUGAAGCAUGGGUCGAAUAAUCCUCCUACGGAUCUUCCAGUUGUUAGUCGUCAUUCAUCUGUCAACGGGUCUCCACCGAAACCUGAAAUACUACGAGACCCUGCACGCCUCGCACCUCCACCACAUGAUCGUGAAGCGUGGCGCCCAGCCCAGCAGUCACCCCUACAACAAGAUCAACGAGGUUGAGUUUUACGCUCACGGCCGCCACUUCCGCCUCAUCCUGACCCCCCGACGGGAGGUCAUCCACUCGAACUUCAAAGCGUACGAGGUGUCGGCCGACGGCGAGGAGAGGACAGUCCACCUGGACCACGACAGCUUCUACCACGGACGAGUCUUCGGGGAAUUGGACUCGCACGCCCAACUGCACAUCGACGACGGAGUCAUGACCGGUAGCAUCACCAUCGACGACCAGACGUACCACAUCGAGCCGUCCUGGAGGCACUUGCCCCACCUGGACAACAGCAGCAUGAUAAUGUACAAAGCUUCAGACGUCAAACUGAGCUGGGAGCACGUGAACGAGGAUGGGGAGGGGCACACCCACGGAGUGCCAAAGACUUGUGGCUACGUGCAAGAGGGCGACGACGACGAUGACGAGGACGACGAGGAGGUGUUCCCGAAUCGAACCCUUUCGAGGCGAAAACGCCAGGCUGAGGCGUACGAGUACACCCCGACGAAGACCCGGUGUCCUCUGCUGCUCGUGGCGGACUACAGGUUCUACCAGGAGAUGGGGGCCAGCAGCACCAAGACGACGAUCAACUAUCUGAUAAGCCUCAUAGAUCGGGUCCACAAGAUCUACAAUGACACCCUUUGGCAGGAUCGUAUGGAGCAGGAUGGCUUCAAGGGAAUGGGCUUCGUCAUCAAGAAGAUUGUGGUGCACAGUGAACCCACCAGGGUUCGAGGAGGGGAUACUCAUUAUAAUAUGGUGCGGGAGAAAUGGGACGUCCGAACCUUGCUAGAAGUCUUCAGCCGAGAGUACAGUCACAAGGACUUCUGCCUGGCGCACCUCUUCACCGACCUGAAAUUCGAGGGUGGCAUUCUGGGUCUCGCCUACGUCGGCUCGCCAAGACGCAACAGCGUCGGUGGCAUCUGCACCCCCGAGUACUUCAAGAACGGCUACACGUUGUACCUGAACUCAGGCUUGAGCUCGAGUAGAAAUCACUACGGCCAGAGGGUGAUAACGAGGGAAGCGGACUUGGUGACGGCCCACGAGUUCGGUCACAAUUGGGGGUCCGAGCACGACCCCGACGUGUCCGAGUGCAGUCCAAGUGCUUCGCAGGGUGGUUCCUACCUCAUGUACACGUACAGCGUGAGUGGCUACGACGUCAACAACAAGAGGUUCUCCCCCUGCAGUUUGCGAUCGAUCAAGAAGGUGCUGCAGGCCAAGUCUGGGAGGUGUUUCUCAGAGCCUGAGGAGUCGUUCUGCGGGAAUUUGAGGGUCGAGGGAGACGAGGAGUGCGACGCAGGGCUGCUGGGGACCGAGGACAACGACGCCUGCUGCGACAAGAACUGCAAGUUGAGGAGGAGUCAGGGGGCGGUUUGCAGCGAUAAGAACUCCCCCUGCUGUCAGAACUGCGUGUUCAUGAGGCUCGGGGUCAAGUGCAGGGAUGCGCAGUACGCGACCUGCGAGCAGGAGUCGAGGUGCACGGGCACCUCCAGCGAGUGCCCCAAGUCUCCGGCCAUGAAGAAUGGCACUGCAUGCCUGGAGAGGGGCCAGUGCAGACUGGGAAAGUGUGUGCCCUACUGCGAGACGCAGGGCCUGCAGAGCUGCAUGUGCGACACCAUCGGGGACGCCUGCAAAAGGUGCUGCAGGAUGAGCCUCAAUGAGACUUGCUUUCCCAUCGAUCCUCCUGACAUCCUGCCUGAUGGGACCCCCUGCAUCCAGGGCUUCUGCAACAAAGGCAUCUGCGAGAAGACCAUUCAGGAUGUCGUGGAGAGGUUCUGGGACAUCAUCGAGGAUAUCAAUAUCAAUAAAGUCAUUAGGUUCCUGAAGGAUAAUAUCGUGGGGGCGGUCAUCAUUAGCACGGCUAUCGUCUGGAUCCCUGCGAGCUGCAUUGUCAGCUAUAUCGACAGCAGGAGGAUCAAGGAUAGUGAGAAGAAGUGGAAGUGGAAGAAUACCGAUGCUCUUAUUCAUCCGGAGGACAAGAGGAGGGUCAUUCAGGUGGGGUUACCUUUUAGAGGGAAUUUGGAACAGGGGUGAGGGGGGGAAGGUGUUCAAGCACGGAUGAAAAAAUUUAAUAGAGAAAAAAUUAGCGAAUUCGCUAGAAAAUUGUAUUCAAUUUCUGUAGAAUUUCCGCGACGCAAUUUUUCUUGAGAAGAAACGGAAAAUAGAAUGAAAAAAACUUGGAAAAUUUGAGCCGAGGAAAUUCGACAGAAAAUAUGUGAAGAGAAUAA
Diachasma alloeum is the source of this 2584-nucleotide messenger RNA. It is a transcript of the gene Tace, whose product is annotated as ADAM 17-like protease. Gene Ontology annotation, molecular function: metalloendopeptidase activity. Lineage: Eukaryota; Metazoa; Arthropoda; Insecta; Hymenoptera; Braconidae. The transcript has 3 exons. The record is from RefSeq and is a predicted model, not a curated record. Gene Ontology annotation, cellular component: plasma membrane. Gene Ontology annotation, biological process: Notch signaling pathway; membrane protein ectodomain proteolysis. The coding region runs from base 201 to 2390 and encodes 729 amino acids.